Durusdinium trenchii is the source of this 483-nucleotide messenger RNA. NCBI's taxonomy places the organism in Eukaryota, Dinophyceae, Suessiales, Symbiodiniaceae. The record is from the annotation of a GenBank genome assembly.
AUGAAGGCCUGCCAUAGCGUUCCCGCUUGCGACGGUUGUGUUGGAGUGAAUUGGUGCUCAGUGGAUCCAUGUCCAACUACCUGUGAUGAAGAUGAGAUUACCUGCGCUCCAGAGCCGGAGGAUGAUAAGGAUGGUAAGGAGUCAGAGCAUGACAAAAAACAUAGACACUUCCAAUGUCGGCCAAAGAAGGAUGGCUGCCCAGUGGAAUGCAAAGACGAUCAACAUAAGUGUUUCACUCCACCAGCUUGCGAAGGCUGUGUGGGCAUGCAUUGGUGCUCCAAGGAGGCAUGCCCUUUGGUUUGCAAUGCAACCGAGAUGGGCUGUUUAGCUGAGAAUGGAACUCAGUUUUGCGUUGCAACUUCAGAUGGUUGCCCUGUCACAUGCAGAGAUGAGGAGUUUGUAUGCCACCUUGCGCCCCAGUGCGAUGAGUGCAUUGGUACAAAUUGGUGCUCAGCGACUGCCUGCGCUACGUCCUUGCCCUGA